Messenger RNA from Tachyglossus aculeatus (Australian echidna), 2584 nucleotides. It is a transcript of the gene WSCD2, whose product is annotated as WSC domain containing 2. Lineage: Eukaryota; Metazoa; Chordata; Mammalia; Monotremata; Tachyglossidae. The coding region runs from base 1 to 1701 and encodes 566 amino acids. The record is from RefSeq and is a predicted model, not a curated record. The transcript is spliced from 8 exons.
AUGGCCCAAGUGUGGGUGAAAUUGCAUCGUUGCUUCCGACGGAGUCCCGUGCGCUUCUUCUCCCUGGUGGCCCUGUACCUAGCGGCAGGCAGCCUGCUCUUCUUGCACUCGGGCUUCAGUGGGGACCCUGCCCUGUCCCGGGCCCAGCCCAACCUCAACCCAGCUGACGGCGGAGGACCGGGGGGACCAGUCCUGGGGACACUGCAGCUCGGGGGGGGCUUCCGGGGAGCCCCCCGGCCCCCCGGCGCCCCCCGUAGAUACGGGCCCUGGUUCCAGGGGGCCGGCAAGGCGCCCUCCGCCGACGGGAGCCGACCGGGAGAUCACGGCGGGGCCUGGAGCCGCGUCCUCAAGGGGAGAGUCACCCGGGAGAAGGAGGAGGACAAAGCGACAUACAUUGGCUGCUACAUCGAUGAUACCCACCGCCGAGCUCUCCGCGGGGCAUCCUUCUUUGACUACAAAAAGAUGACAGUCUUCCGUUGCCAGGACAACUGUGCUGAACGGGGCUACCUGUACGCGGGCCUGGAGUUCGGGGCCGAAUGCUACUGCGGACACAAGAUCCAGGCCUCGAACACAAGCGAGUCUGAGUGCAGCAUGCAGUGCAAGGGGGAGAAGACCGACAUCUGCGGGGGUGCCGACCGCCUGUCCAUCUUCCGGCUGGAGCUGGCCCAGGAGUCGGCCCGGCGCUAUGGGAGCGCCAUUUUUCGCGGCUGCUUCCGCAGACCAAACAACAUCUCCUUGGCGUUGCCUGUCACGGGCCUCAUGCUGAACCUGUCUGUGGACAAAUGUGUUGACUUCUGCACAGAGAAGGAGUACCCCCUGGCAGCUCUGGCAGGGGUGGGCUGCCACUGUGGCUUUCCCACCCAUCGCUUCACCCUCCAUGAGCGGGAAGACGAGCAGCUGUGUGCGCAGAGGUGCAGCGGAGAGGAGUUCGAGAGCUGCGGGACGGCGGAUUAUUUCAUCGUCUAUCAGACUCAGGUGCAAGACAACCGCUGCAUGGAUAGGCGCUUCCUGCCAGCCCGGUCCAGACAGCUCACUGCCCUGGCCAGCUUUCCAGGGGCGGGGAACACCUGGGCCCGCCACCUCAUCGAGCUGGCCACCGGCUUCUACACGGGUAGCUACUACUUUGACGGCUCCCUCUAUAACAAAGGGUUCAAGGGUGAGAGGGACCAUUGGCGGAGCGGGAGAACCGUCUGCGUCAAGACCCACGAGAGCGGCCAGAAGGAGAUCGAGGCCUUUGACGCCGCCAUCCUGCUCAUCCGCAACCCCUACAAGGCCCUCAUGGCCGAGUUCAACCGCAAGUACGGCGGCCACAUCGGCUUCGCCUCCCACGCUCACUGGAAGGGGAAAGAAUGGCCCGAAUUCGUAAAGAAUUACGCUCCCUGGUGGGCCAGCCACACCUUGGACUGGCUGAAAUACGGCAAGAAGGUCUUAGUGGUUCACUUUGAAGACCUGAAGCAGGACCUCUUCAUCCAGCUUAAGAGGAUGGUCACCUGGCUGGGCAUCACGGUCUUUGAGGACAGGCUCCUAUGCGUGGAGAGUCAGAAGGACGGGAACUUUAAACGGUCGGGGCUGAGGAAGCUGGAGUAUGACCCUUACAGCCCCGAGAUGAGGAAAAUGAUCGGCAGCUACAUUAAGACGGUGGACAGGACCCUGAAGCUCAGAAACCUCACCGGCGUUCCAGAUUAUUACUACCCUAGAUGAUGGAGCGGGUCUGGGGCACCAUCUUGACACAGAGGAUGUUGGGGAGGGCGAUCAGGGGAGGGGGAGAGUGGGUAACCGUUCUGCUGCUGAUGUGUUUCCUGCAUGAGAAAGAUGGAGCAGUCCAGGGAGGGUGUCACCUGGUUGAGACCAAUUCCCAACUCAGGGACUUGCCAGGCACCCCUCCCCGCCCCUCAACCCCCACCUUCUGUCCUCCACAUUUUUCAGAGAUCACCCCGCAGCCCCUAACCAGAGAAACCACAACUUUGCCACGGUGCACGAACCUCCCUGGGGGCCGGCCUGGGGUGGAUUCUUGGCUGAUUCUUCUCUUCCUCUCUUGAAGCUCACCCGGAGGAAGAAGCUGCUGCCGCCAUCAUACAGGGAGGGGAGGGGAGGGCCUGAUUAGAAAGGCUCCCCCUCACAGAUACAUUCGUCCUGGGCUUGAAGGGCUAAGCAUUCAAAGCCCUGUGAGCGUGUCCCUUCCCUGGCCCCUGGCUUCCAGCCUCCCGGAGAGGACUCCCACCUGAGGCCUCAGGUUCUUUCCCAAAUUGAGAUCCCCUUUAAUGGCUUCCUUCCCCUGCAGCCUGAGGCACUAGAGGAACACUACGAUGCCUGAAUUUCAGCCUCCACUUCUCCACCUUGGCUCUUCCGCAUUUUGGGGUUCAGGGGGAAGCAGAAAAUAGGCCAAGCGGUCUCUGCAUUCUGAGGCGGGGGCUGGAUGUGCAACCAAGGAUCACUGGCCCAUUCGCAGCUAACUCCCACGCCACCGAGUUCCAGGCAAGACCACUCACCCUGGACCGAUCUGCAACUUGGAGAGGGAGAAGCAGCGUGGCCUAGAGGAACAGCUCGGGCCUGGGAGGCGGGGACCUGGGUUCUAAUCGAACCU